CUGGACGUAAAGAAAAGGCAGGUGACUGCCUGCCUGCCUGUGUCCUUGUGCUUUGUUGGCUUGUUCGGGGAUUUGCUGGCGUGAGCUGUAAUUAAAAGGCCAUGCUUGUAGUUGGUAUUUAAAAAUGAAGUAAAACUAGUUUAGGGAACAGUGUUCUCCUGUGUUUCCCUCAGUUUUCCCCUUCUCCCCUGCACCUGUAGUGAGAAAGGACUGGAUUAAAGCCAAAAUACAUAUGCAAAAAGGAAAGUGAAACUAAACAUGCUUAUCGAAAGACAGUGGAAUUGAGGAAAUGAGAGAUCGAAGUUUCACCUGUAUGUACUUAACCUUGUGCUUCUCCUCAGAGGGCUGAUGGUUUUGAGAGGAGACAGUUGCAGAGCUGUGGCCUGAGACAGAUUCAAGGCAAAGAGUCAAAUGUUUAGGUUGUGGAUCCAUCCAAGAAUGAGCAAAUGUAAGAAGCCUUCUGUUGACCAGACUACAAACCUUGAAAAGUUCAGUCCUGAAAUUCUUUCCGAAAUUGAGAAGCUUUUUGCAAAGAAGUUUACUUACACUAAGCCAGUGAAUAACGAAUGGCAGCUACCGGAUCCCAGCGAUGCUUUUACGCGCGAUCACGAGGAAUUCAACUCGCUCCUGGCUCUGAAGGAUUCAAUGAAUGAAGUGAAGAAUCAGCUGAGUGAUAAGAACCUGGAUGAAUGGCAUCAGCACACCUCCUUUACCAAUAAAGCGGGGAAAAUAAUUCCUCAUGUGAAGAAAUCCGUGAAUGCUGAGCUGUGCACCCAGGCCUGGUGCAAGUUUCAUGAGAUUCUGUGCAGUUUUCCUCUUCUCCCUGAAGAAGCUCUUCAGGACGGAGAACUGAACUCUGUCCACCUCUGUGAAGCACCUGGAGCUUUUAUAGCCAGCCUCAAUCACUACUUGAAAUCCCACCGUGUCCCUUGUGACUGGAAUUGGGUAGCGAAUACUCUAAACCCCUAUCAUGAAGCAAAUGACACCCUUACGAUGAUCAUGGAUGACCGUCUCAUAGCGAAUACGUUGCCUUGGUGGUACUUCGGCCCAGAUAACACUGGCGAUGUGAUGACAUUGAAACAUCUAACAGGACUUCAGAGCUUUGUAAGUAAUAUGGCUGCAGUUCACUUGGUAACUGCUGAUGGCAGCUUUGAUUGCCAGGGAAAUCCAGGUGAACAGGAGGCUCUGGUCUCACCCCUUCAUUACUGUGAAACAGUCACUGCUUUAAUGAUCCUGAGCACUGGGGGAUCCUUUGUCCUGAAGAUGUUCACGCUGUUUGAACACUGUUCUACCAAUCUGCUCUUUCUACUAAACUGCUCCUUUGAGGAGGUCCAUGUCUUUAAGCCAGCCACUAGCAAGGCUGGAAACUCGGAGGCCUAUGUGAUUUGUCUUCGUUAUAUGGGCAGAGAAAGCAUUCAUCUGCUGCUUUCUAAGAUGAUGCAGAACUUUGGAACAGAAAUGGUCAACAAAGCACUUUUCCCCCAGCAUACGCUACCGGAAUCUUUUCUUAAAAUACACGAAAAGUGUUGUGUGUUCUUCCACAAGUGCCAGGUAGAGACUAUCUCGGAGAACAUCCGUCUCUUUGAGCGCAUGGAAGAAGCAGAGCAGAUGAAACUGAACAAGUUAAGAGAUUGUGCAGUAGAGUUCUUCAUGCAAAGAUUUCAUAUGAAACCCAUUGCCAGAAAUAACUGGCUUGUCAAGAAAUCUCAGACUGGUUGCAGCAUGAAUGCAAAAUGGUUUGGGCAAAGAAACAAAUAUUUUAGUACGUACAACGAAAGGAAGAUGCUGGAAAACCUUACGUGGAAUGAUAAAGUGGCAAAGGGCUAUUUUAAUCACUGGGCUGAAGAGCAUAGUUUAAAUAAUGCUGGUAAAAUGUGCAUCUUGGAAGGAUCAUCUUCUAACCUUGAGUGUAGCUUGUGGUACAUUUUGGAAGGAAAAAGACUACCCAGGGUAAAAUGUUCGCUGUUUUGUGAUGGUCAAGUCUUGGAAAACCUUAAUGAAGCUGUGAAAGAACUGCUGGGGGGGGGGUUGAAAAGCAGACAAAUGCUGCAGCCUUGUCACUCAUGUGAAGUUCUUCCUGGGGAACUGAUACUGGCAGAAGUGUCUGAUCUUUCCAGGUGUCAUCAGGAAGUCCUGAAUGAAAAAUGUGGUGACCAAUUCAAGUGCCUUGUGGUGGACUUUCCAUCCCUCUGUGAUACUGAAAGCCACCCCAGUAUGGAAAUAAAGCUCCUGGACUCGGCCACACUGCUGACUUUUAGCUUCUCUUUGCUUUAUGAUGGAGAACCAAAGUACCAGCAGCAGCUUCUGGAGUGCGUUCUGCAUUCGUUGAGUCAACUUGUAGUGGGAGAUGCAUUGAUUUUGCCUGUUCUCUCGUGUUUCACGCGCUUCACAGCUGGCCUGGUCUUUAUACUGCAUUGCUGCUUCGGGUGCAUCACGUUCGCUUGUCCGACCGCCCGGGAACCUCUAAGGACUAGUGCUGCUUUGCUGUGUGUUGGUUACAGAGGCCUCCCGAACCCAGUUGUUGAAUACCUGCAGCAUCUGAAUAAACUAAUGAGCUCUUUACUAGACACGGACUCUCCCCAGCAAGUUUUGCAGUUUAUGCCUAUGGAGGUUCUGCUUCAGGGCAAACUGUUGGAGUUUUUAUGGGAUUUAAACACAGCCAUUGCAAAGAGACAGCUGCACUUGAUUGUGCAAGCUAAGCAGCAGCAAACUGCUAGCAAUAUUUCACUUUAGAAUAAUUCUAGAAUUGAGCAAGUUGCUGCUGCUAGACCUUGUUUCACAGGCAGGUAGAAGGUGUUAAAAACAUUGUUAAUGUGAAGGUAAUGGUACUGUAAAAACCUCAGUGUGACAUUGUUAGUGUUGGGAGGGUGUUUUGAGUUGUUGGUCCUGCUUGCAUAGCGUUGGCCUGUUGUACAGAAGCCUAAGGCUUAAUUUUGGGCAUGGAAUUGGGAGAGACAGUGAUUGAAGUGGAGGAGCUGUUCUUCCUCUGUCCCAGCUCUCCCUGAGCAAAUUUUUGUGCUGCUUAGAUUAAAACUCUGGCCUUCAUGAUGAGAGGCGGUUUGGUGAUUUAUACCUGUUGCAUCAGGCCAGGCGAUCGGGGGAGCCUGUUGUGUGACAUUAGCCCUCUUCUGUGGAGCAAAAUGUGGGAGUUUUGACACACCUUGUGUACUCUUCCAGGGUUUGUAGAAGCUGAAAUGUGACAUUUGGGCCAGAAUGCUCAGCGGUGUGUGAGACUUGAGGGAUGAGUGUCUUGUGAGCAGGCAUCUGUCUUGCAGAGGCUGGGUUAAAAAUGACCAUGUGUGAGCGGCAGGUGUCCAGGGAAAGCUGCUCUUUGGUUUUAAUUUUGUUUAUGCGACGAGCAGCAGGCUGUGCAUGCUUUUUGACAGGUUAUUGGGUGGCUUUGUCUCCCCAUCAAUGAAUGGGCCGUUACAACGUUAUUUUUAUGUGGCUUAUGAGUCUUCCUUAAAAUAAUUUGAGACUCCUGAGUGAAAGUGAAGACUUACAUCUGUCUAUGGCAGCAGCUUUUAAUGAGGAACUGCAAAUGUUUUUCAGGCUAAAAACAUGAUCGUGUGCAGAUUUGUGUAUCAAGAAGUGCUUUGGGUACCAUUAGAGGAGCAUUAAACUGAAGAAAUACCCGAUAACUUUCUUUGGGAAAGCAUGAUUAAGAUUUCAGUUGGUUUCCCUUAAGGAUAAAAAUGAUGGAAUUGGUAACUGACUGUUCCUUUAAGGGAGUCAAACUUCAUUUUCCAUACUGCUCCUUUGAGAGCUAAAUUUUAAGGCUUAACUUGUCUAUAUUAACACUUAGUUUUGAGUUUGUAAUAUAUGUGGAAGAGCCUGCUCAGAGGGAGAAAUGGUUUAAAGGAAAGAUGGCUUUGCUGUUGACCUGUGCGAGAUCUCGUAGGAAAAAGGUCGAAAGAGUGGAGUUAGAAGAAAAAUACGAUCUCCUGAUGAAUUACCAGUCACCUGCUGGAAGCACUGCUGGUGUAUAAUGUGGGUGCUCAGAGGAUAAUUGAUUUACUUGUAAGGGAUUAGAAGCACUGCUGAAAAACUGUUUUGUCUGGAGGUGCUGCACAUUUAAUGGGCUUUCUUGCCACGUUGAUUGGGGCAGGGUUUAAUGUAUUUAACAGUUCAUUUUUUUAUUUAAGGACUUGAUAGGUGAAUGAGUUGGUGGCUCAGGUCUGACUAAUUCAUAACAUUUGCUAAAAAUUUUGCUUUUUACAGUUGCUUGUAAAUAGAAGCCUAACAAAAGCUUCUGGGUUUGAUCAUUGCCCAUUUUAAUUUAUUUAAAUGAACUUGCUCUUUUUGCUGUGAGCUGAGUCACGCUUCCUCUCUCAGACCAGGAAGGAAGGGAACAGAGGCUACAGAUUGGGAGAUGUAUGCAGUAAUAGCUUCUCCUGUAAAUCAUUUUUUUGAACCUGUAAACUCGAGAGUGCAAGCAGGGCCACAGACUAAUUUCAUUCAGGAAUAAAAAAGGAAUACUGAAAACCAGGAUAAGGGGGGGGGAGAAAUAUUGUAGAAGAACGGGUGAUAAGACUGCAUCAAAGAUCACCUGUAAAAGUUGUCUUUGAAACAAAGCAGGGUAAAGGUGUUGUCCACCAAAGACACCCCUACAUCUCUGCUGUUGUUUCAGAGGUGAUUAAUAUUCCUGAAACUCCCACUGAGCUGAAGCAUUUGAAAAGAUGUCUCUUAAAGCAGGAGUAAAUGAGAUUUCCAGUGCAUGGCUGUGUUUACACUGUGAUAUUCUGCCAUGGAGGCAUGAGUAGCCAGGAGCAUCUAAUCUAAUAGGUACUUAAAUAACUUUGGGGUUUUUUUUUCUUACUCACAUUAGACUAAUAUUUUUAAAUUAUGAUUUUAUAGGUAAAGUAAAAUCCUGAGGUGACCAUGAGAGAAAAUGCAUUUAUUUUUUCAAGCUUUCCUUGGUCUGUUCUGUACAUCUGAUAACUCUGCAGACUUACUUGAAAUCCCUCCUAUCCCAUUGUUCCCUGUAUCAUCAGUUUCCCUUUUUAAAUUUAUUUUUAGGAGAAAACAUUUUAGAUGGUCACAGAACUUUGGGGAGAGUUAGGACUGUGUACUUCAAGAGAAGCUAAACUGAGCUGGUGGGGAAACAUAAUCCAUGUGUUUGGAAGUGCCCCCUGCAUGCCCCCCCCCCCAAAAAAUAAAAAAAAAAAAAAAAGGCAAGCUGUCCUGUGGAAUGCCAGGUCCCUAAAACAAAGGACAUCCAAUGUCCUGUGGAUCCUGAUGCCUGAUUUGUCUGGAGCUUUUUUGUUUGUUGGGGAGGUGACAGGAGAAAUGCUUUGACAGCAGCUAUUCCUGUUAAAAAGAAAGGAUGUGGUUUGGAGAGGGUUUUUUUUUUAUUAUUAUUAUUGUUGUUGUUUUAAUGGCAGGAGUUUCAAAGGUAGGAAUGACAGUUGUCCUUUUAAUUGUGAGAAUCCUGCAUUGUCCUAGCUGUCUUUAGACCAAAGAUCUCUUGAAAGAAGGGACAUUUAAUUUCUGUUGUGACUUUUGGAAUAUGUAAGAAUGCACAGGAAGAAUGUAUUAACCUUUGUGGAGAGGGUCUGAUGGCUCCUGCCUCCCUUCAGGCUGUCAGGUUUUGGUCAAUUUGAUUUUGGGUGACACCUGAUGAAGUGUCUCAGUAUCCUGGCUGCUUUUAAGUUUUCUUUUUUUUUUUUUACCUGUUUGAAGAUGAACUUGGGGGUAUUGGUUUCCGUAAUUAGGAGCUUAAGGUUUCACACAGGGGAAAAUAGAGGGGCUGGAGAGAAUAAAUUGGUUUUGAUGUGAUCGAGAUUCAUGCAAACUUCAGGUAAAUUUAGUUUUGCAGCCCUGCUGGUGCAAGUUUCUGAUGAAGGACCUCUGUCUAGGCCCAGUGAUAAGCUACUAGCUACGUUAUUUUUCUGAAAUUCAUUGGAUCUUUUGUUUUAAGCCGGCGUAAUGUUUUGAAAGCAGUUGCAUGAGAGUUGAGUGGAUCGGGUACUCCACUAAGUGAAAAUGCUGAUUUAUUUUUCUUGAGUUCCAUUAAAGUUAAGAAACUUGCUGCUUCUUUUUACUAAUUUUGUAUUAUAUUGAGAUUCGUUUGUAUGUGCACAGGUUGUAUGUGUUCUUGCCACUGGCUUUCCAAUUUAAUUUCUACAAAACAUAAUGAGAUUUAUGGUAUGAAAUCCGGUAGUCUAUUAAAACAGUACUAAUUGGUGUCUAUUCAUCUUCAUUUAAGCUGAUUCUAUCAAAUUACUGGUUGUAAAAGUAGAAUAUGGAGCAGAAUUGUAUUCUAUUAGAAAAACAAUGUGGGACUUGACAGGAAGGGAUUAAUUUUGCCUGUGUAGAAAGUAGGAGAAAAGAAAAGCGCACCUUGGUUUCUAGCCACUGAGCUGGGUGCUUAAGGAUGCAGAACAACAUCGAGUCCUUGAUUCCCUGGAAGCGAGGGUUGACUGGUAAGCUGAAACCUCAGAGCCUUAUACCCUGCUGUUACCAUCCCUAAAAACUGUCUGUUGACAUCUCUUUAAGUUAUGGUUGAUUUUCAGCAUGUUGGGUCUUAACGGUGAAGUGGGGGAAAGCCUGUGGGACUUGUCGUACCGUUUUGGGUGAUACAAAAUGGGUUUGUUUAUCAGUACUUGCCCCCGCUUCCUGCUUUUAAACAAGAGCCUUUAAAUUUCACCUCGCAGCCUUUGAAUAUCAAUCUCUUAUUUUUCUUUUUGCACGUUAUUGAGUGAAGAGUAAGAUUAAAAUUUCCUUGCCAAAGUCUGGUAAUGGUUUUUCCGUCUCAUUUGUGCAACUCUCUUUUUUUGUGAAUGCCAUGCUGAUAUCCUUAGUUCCAGUUCUUUGGGCGCUUCAGUCACUUGACAGAAAGAUCAAAUGAAGCUGUUUAUGCCAGAAGAGCGCUCGGCCUGUGGCUCGUUCAUUGCUUACUCCUUAGGCAAUAAUUUGGAUCUGCCAUUGAGCCCUCUCUUGUGACUCUGUGGGUCCAGAGCUGAUUUCAAGUUUUAAGAAUGAAGUUUGCUAAAAGAAUUAGCUGGUGGCAGUAGACACUUAUGCUUAUAACAGUCAGAACCUUUAGGAGAUGUUUAAACGCGGGAAACUUUUCCAGCAGCCGGGAGAGGCUGGUAUAACAUGCAGCUGAUGGGUUUUGCUGUCCUUUCCUGAACAAACAGUUCCCCAGUUGUGUGCCGCCUCUCUUGUACCCACGGGUAUGUUCAUGUCUGCAUGUGUGGAAACCCCCAGGACUGUACAGCCAUGAAGCUUUUGCUUUGUAACUAAUCCAUGUGGGCUCUUGUUUUGAAGGAUGUGUAUAUUUUUCUGAGUAGAUGAAGGGAUGUUGGUUUA
This is a messenger RNA of Egretta garzetta (little egret), 7314 nucleotides long. It is a transcript of the gene CMTR2, whose product is annotated as cap methyltransferase 2. The record is from RefSeq and is a predicted model, not a curated record. Gene Ontology annotation, molecular function: methyltransferase cap1 activity. The coding region runs from base 412 to 2733 and encodes 773 amino acids. The transcript has 2 exons. Gene Ontology annotation, cellular component: nucleus; cytoplasm. Gene Ontology annotation, biological process: 7-methylguanosine mRNA capping. NCBI's taxonomy places the organism in Eukaryota, Metazoa, Chordata, Aves, Pelecaniformes, Ardeidae.